Salvelinus fontinalis (brook trout) is the source of this 14160-nucleotide messenger RNA. RefSeq lists its product as uncharacterized. The transcript has 9 exons. The record is from RefSeq and is a predicted model, not a curated record. Bases 2138 to 3358 code for a protein of 406 amino acids. Lineage: Eukaryota; Metazoa; Chordata; Actinopteri; Salmoniformes; Salmonidae.
GGUUCAUUGGUCCCUUCAAAAAUAACACACCGCAUCAAUCCUGUCACCUACCGUCUCCAGUUGCCCCGCCAUUACCGGAUCUCCUCAUCCUUCCACGUGUCCCUUCUCAAGCCUGUGAGUUACAGCCCUGUCCAUCCUCCAGUUGUGCACCGGCUUAUUCCGUCCAAGCCCUCCUUGAAUCCAAGUGCCUGGGUAGUCCCAUUCUCUAUCUGGUGGGGGGGUACUGUAACGUCUGCUUCCAACUCACACUCUCAAACACAGAUGCCCUGAAUGCAGCUCACUUUGCAUUCCACUUUCCAGCUUACACUCUCAAACACAUUGAUCCCCUGAACACAGCUCACUCAAGUUCCCAAUCACCUGAAUUCUGAUCACCUGUUCACACACCUGUAUGUCAUUCCCACACACUAUUUAGUUCAGUUCAUUGUGAGGUAUUGUUUGUUUUUGUCCACGUUCUAUUCAGAGCUUUGUUUAUUUCCAUAUUAGUCCUCCCGUGUAUCGUAGUUUUUGGCCAUCCCCACUGAUGUUUUUUUUGCCUAUUCCCUGCCUGUACUUUUGCCAGAUUUCCUGUCAUCCACCUCUUUCCUGAUCUCCCGGACUAUGUUAUUAGCCUUUUCCCCUGUCUGUACUGUUACCUUUUUGGAUUCCCUGUGUAUGCCCUUCUGCCUGUCCCUGGACCCAGUUACCUGCAUCCUCCUGUGUAUGACCUUCUGCCUGUCUCUGGACCCUGCUACCUGCCUCCUCCUGUGUAUGACCUUCUGCCUGUCUCUGGACCCUGCUACCUGCCUCCUCCUGUGUAUGACCUUCUGCCUGUCUCUGGACCCUGCUACCUGCCUCCUCCUGUGUAUGACCUUCUGCCUGUCUCUGGACCCUGCUACCUGCCUCCUCCUGUGUAUGACCUUCUGCCUGUCUCUGGACCCUGCUACCUGCCUCCUCCUGUGUAUGACCUUCUGCCUGUCUCUGGACCCUGCUACCUGCAUCCUCCUGUGGUCUCCUGCUGCGCCCUGCGCUUGAAACCAGCACUUUGUCUCCCAUCAUAUUCAUUACAGGUGGACAUGUUUAUUAAUUAGUGUGUGAGAUGUAUAUAUGGUCAGUAGUGUGACGGUUGUGGAGAAAUCCAAUUUGACAUUUACUGAAUUACAUUUUUUUCUUGAAAGGUUUGAAUUCAAAAUGCUAUAGAAAACCUUUCCCAAGUUGUUGUUUAUGCACAUUCCCCUGUAAUUAUUGGGGUCUGAUUUGUCUCCACUCUUGUGGACAGGGGAAAAGUUAAUACCAUAUUGAACAAUUUUAAGCACAGCGUUUUGCAACUCAGGUGUGCUGUUUUUCAGCAUUUCAUUUCUGAUGUUAUCUAGACCACAAGAUUUUAUAGAUUUGAGCUUUUCAUUUAGUUCUUGUUGGGUUAGUGGGCCAUUUUUAAUGGAUUUUGGUUGGUUUUAAUGACUGAUUCAAGGAUGUUCAAAUUUUCUUUCAUUUCUAAUUGUUUCUGUUGUCUUUUUGUGGGAUGUUUUUGUAAAGAUUAUCAAAAUACGUAUUCCAAAUUCCUUCAUCUUGUAUGGCUAAAUCUUGUGGCUUUGUCGUGCUAAAAUUGUUCCACGUGUUUCAGAACUGAUUUUGUUUAAUUGUAAUUGCGUUGUCAAGUGUCUUGUUGGUAUAAUUCGAUGUGUUUCAGUGUAUGUUUCUACGGCUUCAGAGUUUCACAAUUUUCACACCGUAGCUCUGGGUUGUUUUCUAAUUGUUUUACAUUCAUUGUCAAACCAUUUUUCAGAAACAUUUUGUUUUUUGUUUCUGAUGUUGCAUUUCUUUGGUUUUCUCAAAUUUGCUUUUAAUGCUGCUUUUUGGAAUAUGCAAUGGAUGUUUUGAGUAGCCGAAUUGACACCUUCUUUAUUGUUUUGGUAUUGUUUUGGUAUAGAGUUAUUGAAGAACUGUGUAGAGUUCAAUGAAUCUCUCUGCACUGUUUGAUUGAUGGUAGUAAACUUUCUCGAUAGCCUGAGGGACAAUGAAUAUCUGUCUCCACGACACCAUGUUUCCAGUAGGAUUAUGAUGUCCUGUCCCUUGAUGUUUUUAAUCAAUUCUGGAUGUGUUGUUUUAUAACCAAAAUGUGAAGUGUAUAGGCACUGGAUAUUCCAAGAGCUGAUAGUUAAUGAUCUCUUUUAUAAUAAGUGAUAUUCACUUCUUUUUUUCUUUCUCCCCCUUCUUUUUCUCUCCUUUUUGGCUCUCUCCCUUCCUCUCCUUUUUUUCUCUCUCGCGCCCUUCUCUCGCUUUUUCUCAAUCGCUCUCCCUUUUUCUUGCUCUCCCUUUUUCUCUCUUUCUUGCUCUCUCUCUUUUCUCCAUUUUCUCUCUCACUUUGUCUCUCCCCUUUUACUCUCUCUCUCUCCCCUUUUACUCUCUCUCUCUCUCCCCUUUUACUCUCUCUCUCUCCCCUUUUACUCUCUCUCGCUCCCCUUUUUCCCUCCACCCUCUUUUUCUCUCUUCCCUCUUUUUCUCUUUUUUCUGUCUCCUUCCUUUGUCUCUUUUCUCCUCUUUUUACUCCCCUUUUUCUCUCUCGCUCCCUUUUACUCUCUUCCUUUGUCUCUUUUCUCUCCUCCUUUUACUCUCCCCUUUUUCUCUCUCUCCCCUUUUACUCUCUCUCUCGCUCCCCUUUUUCCCUCCACCCUCUUUUUCUCUUCCCUCUUUUUCUCUUUUUUCUGUCUCCUUCCUUUGUCUCUUUUCUCCUCUUUUUACUCCCCUUUUACUCUCUCUCUCCCCUUUUACUCUCUUCCUUUGUCUCUUUUCUCUCCUCCUUUUACUCUCCCCUUUUUCUCUCUCUCCCCUUUUACUCUCUCUCUCGCUCCCCUUUUUCCCUCCACCCUCUUUUUCUCUCUUCCCUCUUUUUCUCUUUUUUCUGUCUCCUUCCUUUGUCUCUUUUCUCUCCUCUUUUUACUCUCCCCUUUUUCUCUCUCGCUCCCUUUUACUCUCUCUCUCCCCUUUUACUCUCUUCAUUUGUCUCUUUUCUCUCCUCUUUUUACUCUCCCCUUUUUCUCUCUCCCUUUUACUCUCUUCCUUUUACUCUCUCCCCUUUUUCUCUCGAUCUCUCUUUCUCUCCUCUCUCUCUCUCUCCCCUUUUUCUCUCUCUCCCGUUAUCUCUCGCUCCUCCCUUUUUCCCCCUCCCUUUUUGUUUCUCCGUUUGUCUCUCUUCCCUCUUUUUCUCUUUUGCUCCUCCCUUUUUGUUUCUCUCUGCCCUUCUCUCUCGUGCCCUUUUUUUCUCUUUCCUUUGUUUCUCCCUUCCUCUCCCUUUUCUCUCUCUCGGUCCUCCAUUUCCCUUUGUCUCCCUCCUUUUUUCUCUCUAUUUUUUUCUCUCUCUCUUCCCAUACUCUCUCUCUAAUUUCUCUCUCUCUCCCCUUUUACUCUCUCUCUCCCUUUCUCUCGCUCCUCCCUUUUUGUUUUUCUCCCCCCUUUUUGUUUCUCUCCCCCCUUUUUUCUCUCUCCCCUCUACUUUUUUCUCUUUUUCUUUUACUCUCUCUCCUUUUACUCUCUUCUCCAUUUUCUCUCUCGCUCCCCUUUUCUCUUGCGCCCCUUAUUUUCUUUCUCUCCAUUUUCUCUCGCGCCCUUUUCCCUCUAUCCUUUUUCUCUGUUCCCUUUGUCUCUUCUUUUACUCUCUCCUCUUUUACUCUCUCCUUUCUUUCUAUAUCUCCUUUUUUCCUCUCCUCUUUCUCUCUCCUCUUUUACUCUCUCUUUUUACUCUCUCCCCCUCUCAUUCUCUCUUUUUUUUAUCUCACUCUUUUACUCUUUCACUCUCUCCCCUUACUCUCUCUCCUUUUACUCUCUCUCUCUCCUCUUUUUCUCUCUCCUCUUUUACUCUCUCUCUCCUCUUUUACUCUCUCUCUCCUCUUACUCAAUUUUUUUUUCAAAUUCAAGCUGCUUUAUUGGCAUGAAAAACAUUGUUGCUUUGGCAAUAUUGACACAAUGUAUACAAUAUACAUUGUAAUAAAAUUAUAAACAAUGACAAAUAAUAAUAUAGAAUGGCAGUAAUUAAUAAUACAAAAUUAAAUAUAAAAAUAGUAACAAUAAAAUGGUAACAGUCAAUAAUGUAAUAAAAAAAUGAAACUAUAACUAACUUAUAACUAAAUAACGGUCAUCUUCACCAUUACAUUGGUACUACAACUACUAUCAUCAUUACCACUACUACCACCACCACCAUCAUUAAACUGCUAUCAUUACCAUUACCACCCAUACCAUUACUACUUGGAAUGAUAAACAACAAUAAUAAUAGUAAUAACAAUAACAGUAAUAACAAUAACAGUCAUAAGUGCUGCUUACUAUGCAGAUGUUAUUAUUCAGUGUCUCAGGCUAUGGCAGGCAAAUACAUAUUUGGCUGCAAGAGGAGCCAUUGCUCCUUCGCCCAUGAGUAUUUUUAGUUUUUCCUCUGGGUUUAAUAAGUUAAAAUUUGGAAUAAAUGUAGACAUUUCUGUGAAUAAUGAAUCUCUUGGUGAGGAAUAUUUAUCACAGUAAAGGAGAAAGUGCAUCUCUGUUUCUACAUCCCCUGUCGUGCAGUGAUCACAUACACGCUCCUCUUUGGGUAGCCAUGUCUUUUUAUGUCUGCCGGUUUCUAUUGCCAAUCGGUGGUCACUCAGCCUGUACUUGGUAAGGAUCUGUCUCUGCUUCGUAUCUCUGACAGAGUAGAGAUAUUCAGCCAAUUCAUAUUCUCUGUUUAGGGUCAGAUAGCAAUUUAGUCGGCUUUGGGAUUUUGUUUCGUUUUUCCAAUGUUGUAUAUAUGAGUCCUUUGAUUGGUUCAUGAUUUUGUUUAUUGGAAUUCUUUCUUUUGAAGCAGUGCUGGUGUCAGCUUGGUUGGUGAGGUCCAACACCAGCUGACUUGAGAGGGCUCGUUUCUGGGCUCAGCUCUUGGGUUUGAAGUGCUUUAAAUUGCAGACUCGAAUUUGGACUUGAAUUUAGAUGUAGCCAAAAUUUUAAUGAUCUUUUCUGUAUUUUCAUUAUUACUGGAAAGCGGCCCAAUUCUGCCCUACAUGCAUUAGUUGGUGUAUUUCUCUGGACUUGUAGGAUUUUCCGACAGAAUUCUGCAUGUAGGGCUUCAAUUGGAUGUUUGUCCCACAUUUUAAAGUCCAGUUUAUUGAGUGGCCCCCAAACCUCACUUCCGUAAAGAGCUAUUGGUAGGAUUACACUGUCAAAUAUUUUGGUCCAAAUUCUAAUUGGGAUGUUGAUUUUGAAUAAUUUCAUUUUUAUUGCAUACAAUGCUCUGCGGGCUUUUUCUUUGAGUGCAUUCACUGCCCUAUUAAAGUUUCCCGAUGCAGAUAUGGUCAGACCAAGGUAGGUGUAAUUUUUUGUGUGUUCAAUGAUGGUGUUGUUCAGGGUGAAUUUAUAUUUGUGUUUCUGACAUCUGUUUUGUUUUUGGAAAAUCAUGAUUUUAGUUUUUGGGAAAUUUACUGCCAGGGCCCAAUUAUGGCAAUAUUGCUCUAGAAUAUUAAUGUUCUGUUGAAGACCUUCUUUGGUUGGUGAUAGAAGUACCAAGUCAUCAGCAUAUAGCAGGUAUUUCACCUCUGUGUCAAAUAGUGUGAGUCCUGGGGCUGGAGAAUUGUCCAACAUGUCUGCUAAUUCAUUGAUAUAAAUGUUGAAAAGAUUUGGACUCAAACUACAGCCUUGUCUCACACCUCGACAUUGUGAAAAGAAUUCUGUUCUUUGGUUUUUGAUUUUUAUUGCACACUUGUUUUCUGUGUACAUACAUUUUAUUAAGUCAUACACCUUACCACCAAGCCCACUUUGGAGAAUUUUGUAGAAUAGCCCUUCGUGCCAAAUAGAAUCAAAUGCUUUUUUAAAGUCAAUAAAGCAAGCAAAGAUUUUGCCCUCUUUUUUUUGGGUGGACGUGUUUAUUAAUUAGUGUGUGUAAGGUGUAUAUAUGGUCAGUAGUGCGAUGGUUAGGGAGAAAGCCAAUUUGACAUUUAGUUAUUACAUUUUUUUUCUUGAAGAAAGGUUUGAAUUCUUGAAUUCAAAAUGCUACAGAAAACCUUUCCCAAGUUACUGUUUACACAAAUUCCCCUGUAAUUAUUGGGGUCUGAUUUGUCUCCACUUUUGUGGAUAGGGGAGAUGAGCCCCUGGUUCCAGACAUCAGGGAAGCAGCCAGAAGUUAAAACCAUGUUGAACAAUUUAAGCACAGCAUUUUGCAACUCAGGUGUGCUGUUUUUCAGCAUUUCAUUUCUGAUGUUGUCUAGACCACAAGCCUUCUUUGAUUUAAUAGAUUUGAGCUUUUCAUUUAGUUCUUGUAGGGUUAUUGGGUAAUCUAAUGGAUUUUGGUUGUUUUUAAUGACUGAUUCAAGGAUGUUCAAUUUUUCUUUAAUUUCUAAUUGGUUCUGUUUUAAGUCUUUUUGUGGGAUGUUUUUGUAUAGAUUAUCAAAAUAAGUUUUCCAAAUUCCUACAUCUUGUAUGGCUAAAUCUUGUGGCUUUGUUGUGCUUAAAUUGUUCCACAUGUCCCAGAACUGAUUUUGGUCAAUUGCGUUUUCAAUUUCAUCAAGUGUCUUGUUGGUAUAAUUCAGUUUCUUGCGUUUCAGUGUAUGUUUAUACUGUUUCAGAGUUUCCAAGUAUUCAUAUCGUAGCUCUGGGUUGUUUUGCUGCUUAUGUUUUUUGUUUGACAUUUGUCUUAGGUGUUUUCUAAUUGUUUUACAUUCAUUAUCAAACCAUUUGUCAGAAACAUUUUGUUUUUUGUUUCUGAUGUUGCAUUUCUUUGGUUUUCUCAAAUUUGCUUUCGAUGCUGCUUUUUGGAAUACUCAGUUGAUGUUUAGAGUAGCCGAAUUGACACCAUCUUUAUUGUUUUGGUAUUGUGAGUUAUUGAAAAACUGUAUAGAGUUCAUCAUUUCAUUUGAGUUCAAUGUUUCAAUGAAUCUCUCUGCACUGUUUGGAGCCCAUCUGUACGAUUGGUUUAUGUUGUAGAGUUUAUUGGGCAGUUUUUUUGAAUGAAUAUUGCCGGUUAAUUUCUUCAAAAACACGUUGAUCUGACUGUGAUCUGACAAUAGUGUCUGUGGUCUGACAGUGAAUGCACUAAUGGAGGAGGGGUCAAUGUCCGUGAUGGCAUAAUCGACUACACUUGUCCCAAGAGCUGAGCAGUAAGUAAACUGACCUAAAGAGUCCCCUCUGAUUCUACCAUUAAGCAUGUACAGGCCUAAGGCUCGACAGAGAUGCACUAACUCCUUCCCAUACUCUCUCUCUCUCUCUCUUUCUCUCUCUCUUACUCUCUCUUACUUUCUCUCUCUCUUACUCUCUCUUACUCUCUCUCUCUCUUACUCUCUCGCUCCUCUUUUACUCUCUCUCGCUCCUCUUUUACUCUUUCUCGCUCCUCUUUUACUCUCUCUCUCUCUUACUCUCUCGCUCCUCUUUUACUCUCUCUCGCUCCUCUUUUACUCUCUCUCCUCUUUUACUCUCUCGCUCCUCUUUUACUCUCUCCUCUUUUACUCUCUCCCCUUACUCUCUCGCCCUUCUUUCUCUCUCGCUCCCGUCUCCCUUUUGCUCUCUCUGUUUCUCUUUGCAUUGUCUCUCUUUUACUCUUUCUCCCUAUCUCUUUUUCCCCUCUCCUCUUUUUCUCCCUACCCUCUUUUUCUUUCUGUCUCUCUAUUCUCUCCGCCUUUUUUCCCUCUCUCCCCAGUCUGUUUUCUCUCGCUCUUUCGCUCCCUUUUUCUCUUUCUAUGGACGCAAUAGCGCUAUGUGGCCACCAGAUGGAGGAAUUGGAACAAAAUUAACAUGAAGUCACUGCCAUUAUCGGACAAUUUCCAAUGGGAUUUAAAAAAAAUUUUUUUUUAAUUUAUGGGUAAUAAUAGGAGGAAGAUGGAUGGCCCCCCCAAAACAUUAUAUAUAGGGGUAAAAGGGGUCAAAAUAAGGAACGCUUCACGAAUUUGCGUGUCAUCCUUGCGCAGGGGCCAUGCUAAUCUUCUCUGUAUCGUUCCAAUUUUAGUAUAUGUGCUGCCGAAGCGAGCACAAUACAGACAUAGGAGAGGCCCUCAUAUAUAGAGCACAACCCCCCUGACGUUUCGGGUCCUGGUUGGGGUCAAACAGACCUUCAGAGGCUCAACAACCACCCUGAGAAGAUUUCCACAGGAUAUUGUAUAGACAUGAACCUGGUAGAGAUAAUAAUGGCCACCUUGUGUGUUGUAAUGUUCUAGCCUCUGCCUCAGAGAGUUGCAAUGUAUGCUGGGUGAUAUGCGAGUACACUGUCCCAUCUAGGACGUUGAUAGGGUAGAACAUAACGACACGUAGCAAAAGCCCUCCCACAAAACUCCACCCACUCACUGAAACCCGACACGCUCUGGGGCUGCAUUCACAAAAGGUCCUCACACACAGACGUAGCAGGAAAUGUGAAGCCUACGAGAGAGAAACCCUAACAUGAGAAAAGAGGGAAGAAAGAAAGGAUAAAGGGAAAAAGAGAGACAUAAAGAAGGGGGAGAGAGAAAGAGUCAUAAUGGAGAUAUAAAGAGAAGAGACAGAGAGGAAGUGAGAAAGUAAAAGGGGAGAGAGAGUAAAAAGAUAGAGGGAAAAGGGAAGCGAGGGAGAAAGAAAAUAAGAAGGGCGCAUUAGAGAGAGAAAAAAGGGGGGGAGAGACAGAAAGAGUCAAAAAGGAGAGAUAACGAGAGAGAGAAACCCUAACAUGGGGAUUUUAAAAUCGUCUACCUUAUGUGAAAAUGUGCUAUUUGGUAUACAGUGAAGUCAGCCAAACCAAAGAGAGAGAGAGAGAGAAAGGAGAGAGAGAGAGACUACAUAAUUUCCUUGACGAACACAACGUCCUGAGCGGAAGCCAGAUUGGAUUUCUAAAAAAUUAUCGUACAACAGACCACAUUUACACCCUCCACACUCUAAUUGAUAAACAAGUUAACCAAAACAAAGGCAAAAUCUACUCGUGUUUUGUAGAUUUCAAGAAAGCAUUUGAUUAAAUUUGGCACAAAGGUCUUUUUUUUAUAAACUAAUAGAAAGUGGUAUUGGAGGGAAAACAUAUGAUUUUAUUAAAUCAAUGUACACUAUAAACAAAUAUGCGGUUAAAAUUGGCAACAAGCAAACAGACUUCUUCUCUCAGGGGCGUGGAGUGAAACAGGGCUGCCCAAUAAGUCCAACAUUAUUUAACAUCUACAUUAAUGAAUUGGCAAAAACAUUAGAAGAAUCGGCAGCACCUGGUAUCACCCUACACAACACUGAAAUCAAGUGUCUGCUGUACGCAGGUGACCUGGUGCUGCUGUCUCCCACUAAAUAGGGGUUACAGCAGCACCUAGAUCGUCUUCACAGGUUCUGUCAGACCUGGGCUCUGACCGUUAACCUAAAAAACCCAAAUAUAAUGAUAUUCCAAAAAAGGUCCGGAAAUAAGGAUGACAAAUAUAAAUUCUAUUUGGACACAGUUCUAUUAGAACACACCAAAAACUACACAUAUCUAGGACUAAAUAUCAGCAACACAGGUAGCUUUCACAUGGCUGUGAAUGAGCUGAGAGACAAAGCAAGAAGAGCAUUCUAUGCCAUUAAAAGGAACAUCAGAAUUGAAAUUCCAAUUAGAAUCUGGCUAAAAAAAAUUCAAUCAGUUAUAGAACCAAUUGCUCUAUAUGGCAGUGAAGUAUGGGGUCCACUCUCUAAUAAUGAAUUUACUAAAUGGGACAAACAGCCAAUUGAAAUAUUGCAUGCAGAGUUUUGCAAGACUGUAUUGCAAGUACAAAGAAAAACUCCAAUUAACGCAUGUAGGGUAGAAUUGGGCCAAUAACCCCUCCUCAUUCGAAUAGAAAAAAGAGCCAUCAAAUUUUACAACCAUCUAAAAACAAGUGACCCUAAAACAUUCCAUCACACAGCUCUACAAUGUCAAGAGAUGAAACCAGAGAAGAGUCCCCUCAGCCAGCUGGUUCUGAGGCUCAGUUCACCAACCCAAACCAACCCCAUAGAGCCUCGGGACAGCCCUCAGAAAAUCUGGCCCAACCAAAUCAUCACAAAACAAAAAGAAAAAUAUAUCACCUAUUGGAAAGACACCACAAAAAAUCAAAGUAAACUUCAAUGCUAUUUGGCUCUAAACAGACAGUCUGCCACCAUGUACUAUCUGACCACUGUGACUGAUAGAAAACUGAGGAAAACAUUGACUAGGUACAGACUCAGUGAGCACAGUCUGGCUAUAGAGACCGGUCGUCACAGACAAACCUGGCUGCCCAGAGAGGACAGGCUGUGCUCACUCUGCUCCAGGGGAGAGGUAGAGACAGAGGUGCAUUUCCUAUUACACUGUGACAAAUACUCAGACCUAAGAGCAUAUUUCUUUCCCAAAAUGAUAAUUCAAUACAAAGAAUUUGAAACUAUAAAAGAUUAAGAAAAAAUCAAAUAUUUAUUGGGUGAAAAGCCAAAAUGUGCAAUUUUGGCAGUCAAAUAUGUGUCCUCCUGCCACAACCUGAGGGACAGCCAGUGAAAAGUGCAAAGUAAUGUUGAUAAUAUUUCCCAUUUAGCUUAGUUUUGUUUUGUCUUUCAUACCAGGGGCCUGUUGCACAAAAGUAGAAUUAAGACAUCCGGGAUAAAUGACUCAGCUGAGCUCAAUGAAGCCAAAACAUGUGCGUCCAGGCUUAAUUGGUUGCACAAAGACCAAGCCAGGAUGAGCAGACACGGAUUCAUUAAGCCAGGUGAAACCAAUCCUGGAUAGGUGCGCGCUCACGGCUCACUCAAAUAGACCCCGCCACAGAUCACAGAUUAACUGAUUUACCAUGGCAACUAGAGCCGUGUACUUUUCCCCGUCGGAAGCACAAAUCCUCAUGGAGGCAUACGAGGAGGUAAAAGAUAUAAUUAAGAAGAAAGGCAACACCGCCACAGUGAUAAAGCAAAGAGAAAAAGCGUGGCAAAGUAUUGCAGACCGCCUGAAUGUGUAAGUAGUGCACAAUUACACAGUCACCGCUCCGCUGAAACAUCACAAUUACAAUUCAAAUAUUUAAUUCACAUCUCCAAAAAUGCAGUUGUACUGUAAUUAUGAAACGGUUAAAUUUUUAAUUGAAAUGCACUGCAGAUAUGAGUGAAAUUGUGUAAAGUAACUCCAUCACACUGUAUAAAGCUAUGAUACAUUUUUUGAUAUUUUUACUGAAAACAAGACAAAAAUACCAAGUAAUUUUUUGCAGUGUGACUCCAUUAAAUGUGUGUGUGUGUGUGUGUGUGUGUGUAGAUGAAACAUGAACGGGCCAAAACGGACAUGGCAACAGGUCAAAAUCAAAUACAAGAACAUUCUGCAGAAUGCAGUGAAAAAGAAUACCCACAGACAAGGCACGGGUGGUGGGUCACCAAAGGCUGACCUUACCCCAGCAGAGGACAUGGCCUUGGAGCUAAAUAAAGGCAGGCCCGUCUUAGAGGGGAUCCCUGGGGGGAAAGAGACGAGCAUAGGUUCCUCCCAAGAUGCCACCCACUUCAUUCAAGUGUCUGGCAGCACUGUUCCUGUUAGAGCCACCAGCACAAGCACCAGACGAUGCUGAUCCAGGUGAAGGCCCCAGUGCAGCAGCAACAGCACAGGAGACGAUGAUGAGGAGGAGACCAUCUCUCUGGAUUCCAGAAGGCAUGAGGACCCAGAUGCUAUACAGUGGGAAAACCAGCCUGGCAACAUAAGCUCACAAGCUAUCAGAAAGUUGUAUGGCAACCACCUCCGGCGCCAAAUAGAACUGGCAGACAUAGACAUUCAGUACAAGAAGAAAAAGAUGGAAAAUCUUGCACUGGAGUCUGAAAUAAAAAAGAGGACAAUUAGGAAACUGGACCUUGAAAUAAAAAAACUUGAGAGGGAGCUCCAAGAAGAUGACACAGCUCAAAAUAAAAAUUUGGUAUAUUCUCGUAAAGUCAAGUGAGCCAUGACAUAUGAGCUCUUAUUGUGAGCACACAGGACGGUGGCAUCUUUCUAAGGUUUUUUUUAUUUUCCCAGCAAUCAGUACAACCAAGUCAUCGUUAUAAGGCAUCGCCCUCUUUUGCCCACCCCCCCAGCACCAGGUGUGGCCACUAGCCUAUAUGAAGGCCCAAAAUUGUGUGUUCCUUUCUGCUCUGACAAUGGCAUGCCCAUUCGUGCGAGAUGUGGUGGAUGAAGAAGCACUUGUGCUGAGGAGAGCCUUCAGGCGAGAAAGGGUCUUCAGGGACCGGUUGGACCCACUGGCCUUCCCUGAUGACCAUCUAUAUGAAAGAUACAGGUUUUCUGCAGAUGGCAUCAGGUAUCUAUGCAGACUACUGGGUCCCAGGAUUAAGCACCGCACUGCACGGAGCCAUGCACUGAGUGUGGAGCAAAUGGUUUGUGUGGCCUUGCGCUUUUUUGCUAGUGGAGCCUUCCUGUACUCAGUGGGGGAUGCAGAACAGCUGAACAAGGCCACAAUUUGCCGCACAAUAAGGAGUGUGUGUCUGGCUAUCAAAGCAUUAGCAGAUGUCUUCAUCUCCUUCCCUGGCCACAGAAGACUCUGUGACAUCAAAGAGGAGUUCUAUAGGAUUGCAGAUGGUCUGCAAUGCUGACUGUGUGAUCAGCAAUGUUGUGGCAAAAUGGCCUGGCUCAGUCCAUGACUCCAGAAUCUUUCGGGCCUCUGAAAUCUAUCACAAGGUGAAUUCUCUGGUGUGUUGCUGGGAGACAGGGGGUAUGGCUGCCAGCCUUUUCUCCUGACACCUUUCACAGACCCCCAGGAAGCACAGCAGGCCUACAACCAUGCCCAUGCCAGGACCAGGGCCAGAGUUGAAAUGACCUUUGGCCUCCUGAAGGCACGCUUUCACUGCCUUCACAAAUUAAGGGUCAGCCCUGUUAGGGCAUGUGAUAUUAUUGUGGCUUGUGCUGUCCUCCACAAUGUGGCCUGCCUGAGGAAGGAGAGGGCCCCCAGAGUGCCACCAGCCAUGGACUGGGACAAUCCGUCAAUCUUCCCUGAUGACGACAGUGGUCGGCUGCUGAGGGACCAAUAUGUGUUGAAUUAUUUUAGUUAGUAUGUGUGCUUUCAAUUUUGGUUAAAUAUGUCCUGCGGUGGCAGAGGAAUUUGGUUUUUUUUUUUGGGUUCGUUUUUUUACGAAUUUGGCCUCUUAUGAUGUUUGUGCGGUAUACUGUGUGUAAUACAAGGCUGCAGGGAGGCUACUGCAUCCAUUCAUUUGUCUGUUCAGUUGAUGUGUAUGGAUUUGUCCUGCAUUUAUUUUAGUGUGCAGACAUGCAGGGUGUGUUAUAUACAGACCUUUGAAUGUGUAUGUAUCAUUUUGUAUAAUAUGCUUGGAUUCUGUGCUUUCCAUCUUGUAGAGUCACUGUGACUUCAGUUUCGAAAGGAGCUGAUGGUUUACCUGCUUUGUUUUGUCCUUAUUCAAUAAAGGAACAUAAUGUUACACAUUGUGUUUUUAUAUUCAUAUGGAAUGUGUAUUUGUUUAUAUGACAGAGUACUAGGGCCACACUGAAGAAAAAGGAUAAAGUCAUAAAUUUGAGGCUGGUUCUUUCUGCAGAAAAGCUACAUAUUGUUUUUACAGUUUUGAUACUUAUGACAAUGUGAUACUUAAUAUUCUGGCACAUCAGCAUGUCUUUGUUUAUGAAACCAUACUGAAGUACAAUUUCACGAAAUGCCCCACAUCUGUCAUUUUAACAACUGUCCUCCUUUAAAACAACUGGUUACAAUAUUAUUACUUGUGUUUUUUUCCCCUCUGUGGCCCUAAUAUUCUAUCAUUUUAUAUAUAGCCUUAUAGUCUAUGGGAAACUGUAAAUUAUCUAAUGAUGGCAACAUCAUCUAAAAAUUCUUUUUUAUCCAAAAUCAUUGAAAUUAAUGAUCACAAACAUUUAAAUAAUGACAGUGGGUCUAGUUAUACGUGAUAACAAUGUAUAGUGAGCAGUGAAAUAACUAUUGGUUUCCAUUUGUGGUGACUGCUGACUGACAUUAGGAAUGAGAUUAAAUAGAUCCUGGAAUUUAGCCUGGUCUGGAGCAGGCUAGCUCCACAGAAUAAAUCUCCAUGGUAAUUUAUACCAUAACAUAUCCUCCUGCCCCCUAUCCAUCUUUAGUGCAACCGGAUUACGGAUCAAUUGAGCCAGGAUCACCAAGAUAUCCUGGCUUAAUCCCUUAUCCUAGUUUUGUGUAACAGGCCCCGGGUCAUAUGUCUUCUCAGUCAUGUUGACACUGGUCUACUACCAUUGCUUUAAUGUAUUGUUGUUCUGAUUAAUAUUGUUGUUGUUAAUGGUAAUCCCAUGUCCACUACUACUAUUAUUAUUGCUGUUGG